UGUUAAAUGGCCUUAAGGCCUUGUGGUGGAUUCACAAUCUCCUCUCUUCGCAACGCUUCCGCCGCCAACGACAACCUGUUCUCUUUCCUCUCCUUCUCUUCUUCUUCUUCGUCGUCUCCGGCGACGAGGAGCCUCCUUUUCUCUUCCCUCUCCUCCCUCCGUGACCUCCGUCGAUUCGCCUCCAGCGCCUCUCUUUACCGUCAACAUCUGCGCCAGCAACAGCAACAACAACAACAACAGCAACAUCAAUCUCGCGUGAAAGGUUUGGAUAAAUCGGAAACGCUGGCGCAGAAGAUCGGAAAAUCUAUCCGGCGUGCCGGUGCGCCGUCUAAGGCUAGGGUUUACGCCGAUGUCAACGUUGUUAGGCCCAAAGAUUAUUGGGAUUAUGAAUCCCUUGCUGUUCAAUGGGGUGUACAGGAUGAUUAUGAGGUGGUGAGGAAAGUAGGAAGGGGAAAAUACAGUGAGGUCUUUGAAGGCAUCCAUGCCACUGAUAACGAGAAAUGCGUUAUCAAGAUUUUGAAGCCUGUGAAGAAGAAGAAGAUCAAGAGAGAGAUUAAGAUUCUGCAGAACCUCUGCGGUGGGCCAAAUAUUGUAAAAUUGCUCGACAUUGUUAGAGAUCAGCAGUCGAAGACGCCGAGCUUGAUAUUUGAACAUGUGAACAAUAAGGAUUUUAAAGUCCUGUAUCCAACUCUCUCAGACUAUGAUGUUCGAUACUAUAUCUAUGAACUUCUAAAGGCGUUGGAUUUCUGCCAUUCGCGUGGAAUCAUGCACAGAGAUGUGAAACCGCAUAAUGUUAUGAUUGAUCACGAGCAACGGAAACUACGUUUAAUUGACUGGGGUUUGGCAGAGUUCUACCAUCCUGGGAAAGAAUACAAUGUUCGUGUUGCUUCAAGAUACUUCAAAGGUCCAGAGCUGCUGGUGGAUUUACAGGACUAUGACUAUUCCUUAGACUUGUGGAGUCUUGGGUGUAUGUUUGCUGGAAUGAUAUUCCGCAAGGAACCCUUCUUUUAUGGACAUGACAACUAUGACCAAUUGGUCAAAAUUGCAAAGGUGCUUGGCACAGACGAACUCAAUACCUAUUUAAACAGAUACCGCAUAGAAUUGGACCCUAAUCUUGCAUCCCUCGUGGGGAGACAUAGCCGGAAGCCAUGGUCGAAGUUCAUCAACUCUGAAAACCAGCACUUAGCAGUUCCUGAGGCUAUUGAUUUUGUGGAUAAAUUGCUGAAAUAUGAUCACCAAGAAAGGCCAACUGCUAAAGAAGCAAUGGCGCAUCCGUAUUUCUACCCGAUUAGGAAUGCAGAAAGUAGCCGCACCCCACGUGGCCAAUGAUCCUGAAACAUUUGCUUGUUCAAUCUCCGAUUUUCAUUUCUUUACGGAUUCAAUUUGUUUAAAAAUCGAUUUGCCCUGAUUUUCUGUCUCUCAAUUGUGUGUGUUGCUGUUUUGCUCCUCCUGAGUUCUCAGUGUUUCAACUCUUUUUUAAUUCAUUUAUAAAAUCCACAAGACGGGUUAAAGAA
Eutrema salsugineum is the source of this 1514-nucleotide messenger RNA. RefSeq names its product casein kinase II subunit alpha-4, chloroplastic. The record is from RefSeq and is a predicted model, not a curated record. Gene Ontology annotation, cellular component: cytosol; nucleus; protein kinase CK2 complex. The coding region runs from base 7 to 1329 and encodes 440 amino acids. The transcript is spliced from 10 exons. NCBI's taxonomy places the organism in Eukaryota, Viridiplantae, Streptophyta, Magnoliopsida, Brassicales, Brassicaceae. Gene Ontology annotation, molecular function: ATP binding; protein serine/threonine kinase activity. Gene Ontology annotation, biological process: protein phosphorylation.